AUGGUAAAAUCAAAAGUUUUAGGACAGAUGCUGGAAAGUUUGGGAGGUAAGAAGCAUUCGGCAACUAAUAUCAAAGAGGCACACCGGCCCGAUUGUGAUGUAUCCCCGUUAAUUUCCAACUUUGCUAAGUGGAGUGACAAGCCCAAACGACUGUAUUUCAGAGAAAAUUCUGAAUGGACACAGGUGGUGGACUCCAGCAAUCUGCGUGGAAACUUAUUUGCUGAGCUUCUAUCUUCUCCUAUGCGAAUGGACAGAAUAACUCGUCUGAGAGCUCCUUGUAAUUUGCUAACGCAGAUCAAAUUGGGGCCCAAGGCAGAGUCUGUAGAGGGAGACAAAGGACAAUUCGAGCUAGCGCCAGCCAUACCGCCUACCAAAGGAGACGCAACCUCUUAUGUGAAUAAUAACGAAACUUCACUUCGCAAAAAUGGCGCCGCCUUUUUGAAAUGGAUUCCGACGUCGACGUUCAAUAGCACCAUACGGCAUAUAGGCCCUCAAGACGUGAUCCGCCCGACUCAGCCUAUCGUGGACAGUUGUAAAGCCCAGUUGAUAAAUGAAGUGCAACAAAAGAUCUCAUUCACGAUUUCAAAUGGCGAGAGUGAAACAACUUUUGGCCCCCCAAAUAGACGUAUUAAAGUGAUCAGCGAUAGCAACGAGACGGACACGAUCAUUGUGCACCCAGAGCUUGGCACAACAUUUAAUCUCAAGGACAUCAACGAUUCGGAGUUGCAGCGUAUACUCAAAAUGCUGCCGAACGGGAUUCAUUUAGACUUUGCUGUCGACAAACAACUGUGCAUGGCUAUAUAUAGAUUACUGCAAUUCGGAUCAUGA
Lachancea dasiensis is the source of this 828-nucleotide messenger RNA. NCBI's taxonomy places the organism in Eukaryota, Fungi, Ascomycota, Saccharomycetes, Saccharomycetales, Saccharomycetaceae. The record is from the annotation of a GenBank genome assembly.